Molecule: messenger RNA, 4756 nt
Organism: Pelobates cultripes (western spadefoot toad)
Lineage: Eukaryota; Metazoa; Chordata; Amphibia; Anura; Pelobatidae
Source: the annotation of a GenBank genome assembly
GAAAGGUAUUCACUUCUUGAAGAGACAAAAGCUCGAUCGAGUUAUUAGGACCUAUUAGAAAAACACUAAUAUUAUCACUACUGUUACAAUCAGAAUUACUUGAGAGACAAUGAGAUCCUCUACAGUAUUUAUUUUUCACAUGCUUUUCGCCCUCUACUUAAAUGGACAAAUCUCUGGAUAUUCAGUUGAUAUUCCGGAAGCACGUCAAAACGUUCAAGAACUGAGAGAUUACUAUGUAAGUAAUAAUUUUACAUAUAUCUUUGUACUUAUAUUGUGUAUAUUUACUCAAAGGAUAUUAUUACUAUAAUGAAUAUUGUAAAAUAAUAUUUAACCCCUUAAGGACACAUGACGGAAAUAUUCCGUCAGGAUUCCCUUUUAUUCCAGAAGUUGUGUCUUUAAGGGGUUAAAUCAUUUAAGUAUAAAUAAGGACAAAUAAAUUCAAAAACUUUUGACAUUCUUAAUCACAAGCCAGCUUGCAAUUUUUACACACAUAAUAUUAUACCAUGUAUUUAACAUAUACUUUAUUGACACGUUAUUGAGUAAGAUUCAUCCAGUGCUUAAGUUAAAUGUUCUAAACUUGGGCUAGCAAAUCAUGGUCCCAGGUUGGUGUUGACCUAUAUAUUGCAGGAUGCUUUGUCAAGGAAGAGCGACUGAGAAUCGUCAAUAGGAGAUGUAGUCCAGCAAGUUGUCGAAGUUGGUGGGCAAUAGUUGGACACUUCUUCACUAUUUACUGAAUAUAUUAUUAUGCAAAGACAAUACAACAGCUUGAAUAUCUACUACUUAGUAGCAGUCGUAAUUGCAGUUAGUUAAUAUAAUUAAAUAGUUAUAGGAAAUGAUACACUCGUCUAAAUUUGCUAUGUAAUUAGAAUUCUUAUUUCAAUUAUUUAAGUGCAAACUAGUGCUGUAUACAGUAUCAUAUGUAUUAAAAAAACAACCAUUUCCUUUUGUGGAACACUUAUAUGGAAACUGCUAACUAUAGUAUGAGGUCUGACACUUAGGUGUGAGUUACAUGUCACAGGAGGAAAUGCUAAUAUAUUGUUCUGUGUUUGUAACAGCGUAGCAUACAGUUAGAAGUGGGCCUUGCUUUAUUGUUGCAAAGCUUCAGCCAAGUACAUAUUUUAAUAUUGUCUCUGCUUCUAAAUAAAUCUCCAUAGCGAACAGACAAUUAGUUUACAUUUUAAAGUACAACUUGACUAUACUUGACAUUUAUUUAACUUUUUUGUUUCUUCUAUCAGAAGAGCCUACAUCUUGAUGAUAAAUCGGAUGGUUCAAUCUUCACGUCAUUAUUAGAAUCAUGGAAAGGGGUAACUAUUACAUAUAUAUAUAUAUAUAUACAUACUAUAUUUUCUUUAUAUUUCCUCAAAUCUCUUUAAGUGUUUUGAGUAAGUUAUCAAGCCAGCAGCAGUAUCAGUUUGGUUAAAUCCAAGCUAGUAAAAGUCAAAUUAAAAGACCAUGAUCUCGAGUAUUUAUGUAUUAAAUAUCAUCAGUAGAACCACUGUGUUCAUUAUUCUUUUUUGUCACUUUGUAAUGCAUAAAAAAAGUUUAGCGAAUAUUGGAAGAAAAAAAUAUGGAGCAACAGAUAUUUAGUUCACUAUUGCCGUUCUUAUGGUAUCAGCCUAAUUAUUAUUUGGCGCCAUUUUGUACGCAAAUAUCUGGGUGAUUGACAUAGUAUAUAGUGCCAUUCCCAUUCUAAACUACUUGCAUGGCGAUUAGAUUUUUUUCUUUUUUUAAAUAUUAUGCUAUAUGCUAAUACUGCCGUAUAUAAAACAUACUACAAACUAUUUUAGAUCAAAUUAUUACAGGAAGAUAUACAAACAUAUUAGUAUGAAAGGAACCACAAAUCCUGCAUAUGCGCCUAUUCCUAGUGUUUACAUAAUGAAUUUACAAUUGCUACCGUUAUAAUGUGGAUUGCUACUAAUGAUUGUGGGGGAAUUUAAAUUGAUGUUGGAGAAUUUAACGGGUACAGGAAAAACUAUUUAGAUUGGGGGUUGGUAAAGUCAUGGUUUGGGCAGCAGUUAUAAUAGAGCAUUCGGAAAGGAAAACUAAUGAUAUCUGGUGAUGUAUUUAACUUCUGACUUCCUAGGAUUUUCACUAAUUGUUAAUGCAAUAGUUAUUGUUAACAAUGCCUUCUAAUUGCACUAAGAUUCUUGAUGUGUUACUAUCUUGAAUUUAACAAAAUUAUAACAUUUAUUUGUCUCUUUCAGGAAGAGGAGAAAAAGCUACUACUGAGCCAGGUUGUGCCAAUGUACUUGAAGAUGUUCGACUCUAUUGAAGUACCCAAACUGCAAAAAAGCAUUAAAAUCCUAAAACAUAUGCUCAGCGUAUCGAAUGAAGAGGUCUUGAAGCAAAGCAGAGAGAAGCUGAAGCUACUAAUGGAAUUAAGUGACAUUAAGGUACAAAACAUUCUAUGUUAUGCAUUAGCACAAAUGUGUGAGUUUGAUUAUUUAGGGAGAAAAUCAGGCAUUUCCUUCUGAAUUCAUUUUUUUAGUUUAGUAAAUAAACCUCUAUAGAGUUUGGAACGGAUUUCUAAUAAGGGUCUUAUAUUUGGCAUUUUAUAUAUGAUCAAACCUUGUUCUCUUCCUUAAUAGAGCUAAGUAAACAAUCAAUAUAGCUAAGUAAACAAUUUUAAAAUGGUGGAACUUUUAAAUAGCAACCAUGUAGAAAAUAAGAAGCAUCUUAAAUGAGAAAUUAAUUUAUGGUACGGCAAACAUCCUGAAGAAUUCAUGUUCCUUUCAGCCAUGUAUAUUUUAACGUACUCUGAUCAGCCAUGUUCAUUUUAAUGUACUCUGACAUCAUCAAUUAUUAGAUAUCCACUCUUUGUCUUUUACAUCACAUGGUGUGUCAUUUUGAAUUCCUUUAUAAGUACGACACAUGCAUUUAGUACAAUAUUUUAAAAUUAUUCAUUACUGGUUCGUCUGAAUCCAGUAAUGUAUUACCAAUAAACUAGAAAGCUAAUGAAUUUUCUAAGACUAAAUAUUCUUCCUCAACUGGAAGGAAAUAGUACAAAUGCAGUUUGAUUUACCUUACACGCAAUACAGAAAGCCCCUUACAUGUUAAUGACCAAUACUUGCCACAGUUUCCUGUCAGUUUCAUUGGUAACUGUUAUAGACAAAAAUUUCCACUUCAAUAUAAUUAGGGUAUAAAAAAAAAGGUGGGCAAUGUUUAGUUUAUUAUGUACACACAUAAUGAAAAUGGCAAACCAUUUUUUUUUUUAAAUCACUAUAGAAUCAAAAGGAUCAGUAGGUUAAUGUCAAACUUAUUCUUUCUUUUAAUGCCUUUUUUAUUGAGUGUCAGACAAAUAGAAAUGCAAAACAUACAUUGGAUAUCAAUGAGCAGCUUUGUGUACAAUUGUAAUAGGCAAUCGUGAAUAGCGAAAUAGACUAACUGACAUUCUCUUUUCUGUGAAAUCAUAAUAAAACAGCUAAACUAAACAAAAGCAUGCCGACCGUUUUUUAACAGGGAUGCAUAACAGUGCGUAAUUGUCAAUAUAAAUUGUCUACAGAAACAGGAGCUUUAGAGAUUCCUGCACAAAUGAGCUUACUAGUGUAUUACAGCACUAUGUAGUAUGUAAAGGGCUUUAUAAAUAAUAAUAAUUUGUAUUAACUCACAUCCUGUUAAAAAAAGCCUUGUUCUGUAUUAUUUUGAAAUAGCUUUAUAUUUCCACAAGGAAUGUUCCGUCUUCAGACUGUAAUUAAAGGUCCAGUCUAAGUUAUGGCGUGAGCAAAAAAGCAUCAUUAAAGUAAACUCACGGUUCGUUUCGGAACAGAGCGUGUUAGUCUUUUUUGCAUCGCCACUAACAAAUAAAGAACACUAGUACAAGCCGUUCUGAGUAGUAUCAGUUUGUAUAGUACUCGAUUUUGUAAAUUAUAAUCACUUUCAGCAAUGGGAAACUCAAAUUGCAACUGACGAGCCCUUAACUUUCUUUUUUAAAUUAAUAGAUUAAAACAUUUCCUUAGUAUUUUCAUUUAUUGAUAAAAAUCCUACAGCAUGGAUCAGAAACUCAUAAGCACAAUUGCUUCUUUGUAUAUAAUUAGUUAUUUUCAAAACGUCCCUGCACAGACCUUGAAAUUUUGCACUAUUUGCUUGGUAGAAUAUCCUACCACUCAUAACUAUAAUGUAGCUUAAAUUUAAAAAAAUGGUUUCAUAUUUCCCCCGCAAAACAGAAUGGAGAGCAGGAGAUAUCUGAAGUUAUCUCUUGUAAUAGAGUAAGAUGUCCAGCCGUUUAUAUACAUGUACAUUCUACUAAUUCAAUUGUCUAUAUUGAAGAAAAAUCAAGCUAGUGGGUCUUUUUCUUGGCAUGGGAUCCCAUAUUACGUGCAUGGCAUUAGCUGGGGGUCCUGUUCUUCAAUUGUAAAAGUCAUAUAAAGAAAAUCCAAAUUAUACAUCUCUUUAUUCACUCCCAGAGGGUCUCCAUCACAUUGGAAAAAGCACUACCUCUAUGGAAAACCAUUUAUUAUGGACCGUUGCCUGGGAAUCGAUGCAUAUAAUGUAGCUAAUCUGAAAAUACAUGGGGAUCCAUUCUAUGUCUCUACGACUGAUGAAUGCAAUGCAACCAAAACACACUGUUAUACGUUUGUUGAUCAUUUUUCUUUUUGCUUUUUAACAGAUAACAGAUACCAACAUCCAGCAAAGAGCAAUCAGAGAACUUUUCCCUGUUCUGCAAGCAAUCUCACGUCUGGGAAAAAAUAACCAUUAUGAAGAUACCAGAAAACGAAGACAAGAAUUAGCAAGGAGGCGGAGAGGAAGUCAAAGCUAA